AAUGCAAAAAAAAAAUUAAUUAGCUGUCCGGUAUAAACAGACGAAACGAAUUUACAUUGAAGUCCCCAUGCGAAUUUGGAAUCACAGUUCACAGAUUGGGAUCAAAUGGAAUCACAGUUCACGAAUUUGGAAAAUUCCCUGAGAAAACACAGUUCACAGAUUGGGAUCAAAUGGGAAGAAGACAACAACAACAACAAGAAAGUGAUGAAUCUACAGCAAAAGAUUGAGAGACAGAGACAGCAUGUGAAGUAUCUGAAAGACAGAUCUCUAUGGAACAAAAGCUUCGGUCGUGUUGAUUCUCGCCAGAUCGGUCUUCACCGCACUCGCAAGACUCAAAUCCGUCUUCUCAUCCUCCGCUGCCACGUGGGCCCAACCGUCGUGUCUUUUCUCCCACGCUCUCUCUCUUCCUCUUCAUCAUCGAUAAAUCUCGUCCACCCCAGCCCAAACGACGAGGAGAGACUCAGAAUGGCGUCCUCGUCUUCUUCCACUUUUCUUGAAGAGAGCUCGAGGCUUCUGAAACCGCCGGAGACAACUCUGGGCGGAUCCGGCUCGGCGCUUCACUACGCGAAUCUGAUAGUGGUGAUGGAGAAUAUGAUAAAACAACUACAGCUGGUGGGUCUCGAUGCUAGAGACGAUCUCUACUCCAUGUUGCCGGUGAGCGUGAGAUCGUCGCUCAGGUCGAGACUAAAAGGAGUUGGGUUCACGGCGACGGACGGUGGCUUAGCGGUGGAGUGGAAGGCGGCGCUAAACUAGACAUGUUUCAGUACUCUAUACGUAAUAAAGCUAAAAGCGGGAUAUAACAAAAGUUACACAGUAGCACACCGAUCACCUAAAUAACUUUUAUUCCAUGUAUAUAGCGUGCAAUUGGCCAAUAUAUAAUAUGAGAGAAAGAGGGUUGCUAAAGAAAACGGCAAAUAUGAAGUCUCUAGUGAAGUUUUUAUUUUUUUUGAUCAAAGCCUCUAGUGAACUUAAGUGUGGAAAAAAACAGAAGCCUCUAGUGCGUGUGUGAUUUUGGCUAUUGAUAGUUAGCUUGAGAAUCGGUUUGUCAUUUGCGUCGAUGUCGCAGCAUACCAACAUCAUGUGUUAAGUUUAUAGCUAGUUGCAUACAAUAUUUGGAUGUUUUAUCCAAACCUAUUCGUUUUCAUAAUUUUUAUUUGUAUCUUAUAUUUAGAGGAUGAUUUGUU
Molecule: messenger RNA, 1184 nt
Organism: Raphanus sativus (radish)
Lineage: Eukaryota; Viridiplantae; Streptophyta; Magnoliopsida; Brassicales; Brassicaceae
Product: protein PSK SIMULATOR 3-like
Exons: 1
Coding region: 106-753 (215 amino acids)
Biological process (GO): positive regulation of growth
Source: RefSeq, a predicted model, not a curated record